This is a messenger RNA of Microplitis demolitor, 684 nucleotides long. RefSeq names its product odorant receptor 13a-like. The transcript has 5 exons. Gene Ontology annotation, molecular function: olfactory receptor activity; odorant binding. Bases 16 to 684 code for a protein of 222 amino acids. Gene Ontology annotation, cellular component: plasma membrane. NCBI's taxonomy places the organism in Eukaryota, Metazoa, Arthropoda, Insecta, Hymenoptera, Braconidae. The record is from RefSeq and is a predicted model, not a curated record. Gene Ontology annotation, biological process: sensory perception of smell; detection of chemical stimulus involved in sensory perception of smell.
UUUGGCAUAGCUGCCAUGUUUCCAAUACUAGGAUUGUUUUUGGCAUCACCGGCUAUACCGAAAGUUUUGGACAUUAUUAAACCAUUGAACGAAACUCGUAAUCUCAUAUAUUUAUACGAAACGGAAUAUUAUGUUGAUCAAGAUGAAUAUUACGUCCCCAUUCUUUUGCACGCGUAUUUUACUGUUCCGUUGUCUGUUGGUGGCAUCGUUUUUUUUGACAACAUGCUCGGGACAUUUAUUCAUCAUGCUUGUGCAAUGUUAGAAAUACUCAGAUUUGCAUUGGAAUUAGAUGCAUCUAUAAAUAUUGCUUACUUCAUAGUAUUGGGGUUAAGUUUAUUAGUUCUUACUGUAACUGGUAUGACGACAGUUAUAAAACUGCAUCAACCUGACGAGGCAAUUAAAUUUGGGGCAUUUACAAUGGGCGCAUUUUUUCAUCUAUUUUAUAGCAGUUUUCAAGGACAAAUACUCAUUACACAAAGCGAAAAAGUUUUUAACUCUAUUUAUGAAUCUGAAUGGUAUAAUCUCCCUCGUUAUCACCAAAAUCUGCUCAAUAUUAUUCUAUUGAAAAGUAUUAAACCAUUCACAGUUAGCGCAGGAAAAUUAUAUAUUCUAUCAAUGGAUACAUUUAGCAUUGUACUCAAAAAUGCCAUGUCUUUUUUCACUGUAUUAUCUUCAAUGCGUUAA